This is a messenger RNA of Suncus etruscus (white-toothed pygmy shrew), 951 nucleotides long. RefSeq names its product olfactory receptor 10AD1-like. Gene Ontology annotation, cellular component: membrane. Bases 1 to 951 code for a protein of 316 amino acids. Gene Ontology annotation, biological process: G protein-coupled receptor signaling pathway. The transcript has a single exon. The record is from RefSeq and is a predicted model, not a curated record. Lineage: Eukaryota; Metazoa; Chordata; Mammalia; Eulipotyphla; Soricidae. Gene Ontology annotation, molecular function: G protein-coupled receptor activity; olfactory receptor activity.
AUGGACCUAAGGAAUGGCAGCAUAGUGACAGAAUUUAUCCUUGUGGGCUUUGAGAAGAGCUCCCCUUCUACACAGGCAUUACUCUUUGCCCUCUUCCUGACCCUCUACAGCCUUGCGAUGGCCAUGAAUGGCGUCAUCAUCUUCAUCACCUGGACAGAUCCUAGGCUCAACAGUCCCAUGUACUUCUUCCUUGGCCACCUGUCCUUCCUGGAUGUCUGCUUCAUCACCACCACCAUCCCACAGAUGUUAAUUCACCUGGUGGUCAAGAACCAUGCUGUCUCCUUUGCCUCCUGCUUGAUCCAGAUGUAUCUAGUUUUUGGUGUGGGUGUUGCCGAAUGUAUUCUCUUGGCUUUUAUGGCUUAUGAUCGUUAUGUUGCUAUCUGUCACCCACUUAACUAUGCCCAGAUCAUGAGCCAUCAAGUCUGUGUGAGGUUGGUAAGUACAGCCUGGUUCUUCGGCAUGAUCAAUGGCAUCCUACUCGACUACAUGACAUUCCGUGGUCCAUUCUGUAGAGACAACCACAUAGAAAACUUUUUCUGUGAGGCCCCCAUAGUCAUCAGCCUCUCUUGUGGAGAUCCACUGUUUAGUCUGAAGGUGAUCUUUCUGGAUGCCAUCGUGGUGCUUCUAAGUCCAAUGGUGCUCAUUGUCAUCUCCUAUGCCCGCAUCCUAACCUCCAUCCUUGGAAGAUCCUCCUCCUCGGGUCGGGGGAAGACCUUCUCCACUUGUGCUUCCCACCUGACUGUGGUCAUCUUUUUCUACACCUCAGCUAUGUUCUCUUACAUGAACCCACGCAGCACACAUGGCCCUGACAAGGACAAACCGUUCUCCCUCCUCUACACAAUCAUUACCCCCAUGUGCAACCCCAUCAUCUACAGUUUUAGAAAUAAGGAAAUGAAAGGGGCCAUGGUGAGAGCCCUUGCGAGGACUGGUCUGAUACAAGAACCAGUAUAG